Messenger RNA from Blepharisma stoltei, 647 nucleotides. NCBI's taxonomy places the organism in Eukaryota, Ciliophora, Heterotrichea, Heterotrichida, Blepharismidae. The record is from the annotation of a GenBank genome assembly.
AUGGAUUUUUAUGAAAAUUAUAAAAAGAGAAGGGAAGAAUUGAAAGAAAAAUCCAUAAAUAUUUCGUUAGAAGAAGGGAAAAAAUGCUGGGAAAAACAUCACAGCAAAAGAAAAGCAGACUAUAAUGAGUGCAGCAAAAAUUCAGUAUUUUUAUAUCAUGUAUUUUCUGAUGGGAAAAGAAGGCUUAAUGCUAGCUCCUCAGUUGUUAGCAAGCAAAAAUAUGAAAAUAUUUGAGGUGAAAAAUCUAAUUUAAUUCAUUAAUUAAUAUUUUAGUAUCUUUAACUUUAUUACCUUAUUUAUGCCUAGCCUAAUGCAGCUCUUUGAUGGUUUUAUUAAUCAAUCCGUUAUCUUCAAUUGCUCCACCUUAAUAUUUUAGUAUCAAACAGUUUAAAAACUUCUAAAUUUUAUGCAAAAAUAGAAUCAAUAGAUUUUUUUUUCUAAAAAUAUGGAUUUUUCUUAUUAGAUAAUUGCUCUUCAAUAAUGGGACGAGUAAGAAAAGAGAAAAUAAACAAAAAUGUGAAGAACUCGCUAACCCUGCUCAGCUAAAAAUCUGCAAAUUAAAGGUCUAUGAAGAUUUAUGCAAAGAUUUAGAAAGUCUUAAUAGAAAGUUAGAUAGGGAAUAUUUAUCAUAUAAAGCAUCACUUUAA